Nanorana parkeri is the source of this 861-nucleotide messenger RNA. RefSeq names its product N-methylpurine DNA glycosylase (gene MPG). The transcript has 4 exons. Lineage: Eukaryota; Metazoa; Chordata; Amphibia; Anura; Dicroglossidae. Gene Ontology annotation, molecular function: DNA binding; alkylbase DNA N-glycosylase activity. Gene Ontology annotation, biological process: base-excision repair. The record is from RefSeq and is a predicted model, not a curated record. The coding region runs from base 43 to 834 and encodes 263 amino acids.
GUGACUGCAUGGUUUGGAAUCUGGACAGGCUUGUUUGAGAGCAUGGCUACAAAAAGAAGACAAAUACAUGCAUUAGUUAAUCAAAAAAUAUUUAAAGAAAGUGAAGAAUCUACAGUUCAGAGAGAAAAGGAUUCUGUCACUAGCAAAUACUUCCUAAAUGAGAACAUUCGUCUUUCAUCUGACUUUUAUGAAAAGCCCUGCAUUGAUUUGGCUAAAUCUUUUUUAGGACAGAUUUUGGUUCGUAAGCUGCCAGAUGGAUUAGAACUUCGGGGCAAGAUUGUUGAAACAGAGUCCUAUUUAGGAGGUGAAGAUGAAGCUUCACAUUCAAGAGGCGGCAAGCGAACAGAGAGAAAUGUUGCAAUGUACAUGAAGCCUGGGACAAUUUAUGUGUAUCAGAUUUAUGGAGUAUACUUCUGUAUGAAUAUUUCCAGUAAGGGAGAUGGUGCAGCAGUUCUUUUACGAUCUCUAGAGCCUAUAGAAGGUCUUGAUGAAAUGAGGAACUUAAGAAGUGUUCGAAGAAAUGCAUCAAAGUCAUUAAAGAACAAAGAACUUUGUAAUGGUCCCUCAAAACUCUGUCAGGCUUUGGAUAUUAAUAAGAGUUUCGACCGUGGAGAUCUAGCCAGUGACCCAAAUGCAUGGUUAGAGGCAGGGUCAGAUGUAAGAGAGGAGGACAUUGUAUCUUGCGCACGAAUUGGGAUUGGUUAUGCAGGAGAGUGGAAACACAAAUCUCUGCGUUUUUAUAUUAAAGGUAAUCAGUAUGUCAGUGUGCGGGAUAAAGCUGCAGAGAGUGUUAUGACAUCUGUUCAUACAAGUUUACUUGUUGAUAACAAAUGAACCAUAUUUACUGUGUCUUGUGCAUGA